Cydia pomonella (codling moth) is the source of this 1470-nucleotide messenger RNA. RefSeq names its product radial spoke head 1 homolog (gene Rsph1). NCBI's taxonomy places the organism in Eukaryota, Metazoa, Arthropoda, Insecta, Lepidoptera, Tortricidae. Gene Ontology annotation, biological process: axoneme assembly; spermatid development. The record is from RefSeq and is a predicted model, not a curated record. The coding region runs from base 522 to 1433 and encodes 303 amino acids. The transcript is spliced from 4 exons. Gene Ontology annotation, cellular component: nucleus; motile cilium.
AUUACAUCAAAAUGGAAAUAUUUAUGAGCUUAUACUUCCUUAAUUGCACCUAUUAUUUAAGAUUAGUGGGAUCCAUCAAAUACAAAAAUAUAUUUUAUAUAAUGUAUAGUCUAAUAUACAAUACAAGGUGCAAGGAAAGGGAAAAAAAUUAACCACAUAUUUUUGAGGUUAUAAGAACGAAAAAAUCGUAUACAAAUUUAAGUCAAUUCUGCCAAAAAAAAACUUUUUUGUUUUUUUUUUUUACUUUUUGUGUUUUUAAUAGUACAUUACGAUACAAAAUAGGAAAUUCGACCGAAGGGAGUUUUUUAAAUCGACACAAGUUGCGAAUUGAAUCAUUGCAAAAAAAUAUUAGUUCUUACAACAUUCAAUUUUAAUAUUAUUAUUGAGCACUGGCUGAAUCUUGAGUAAGCAUGUAAACAAAAUAAUUACCAGCAAUUUUGCAUCUGUCAAAAAAGUCAAAUUGACAACUUUCAAUAAACUUGCAAAGUGCUUAGUUUAGUAUUGAAUACAAAUAAAGCUCAAUGCCGGAAGAAAAAGGUGAGAAGGGUGAAGAUGAGGACACUAUUGGAAUAUACGUAGGCCAACGUAACCAAGACGGUGACCGGCACGGCGAGGGCUGGGCCGUGCUGCCCAACGGGGACUUCUACACCGGCUGCUACUGCCGCGGCCAGCGGAACGGCAAAGGCCUGUACGUGUUCAAGAACGGAGCGCGGUACGAAGGCGAAUGGCGUCGAGCGAUGAAAUACGGUGUCGGCACAAUGACUUACCCUGACGGAUCGCGGUACGAGGGCGACUGGCGGCACGACCAGAAACAAGGCUUCGGUGCCUACUACUAUCCCAACGGAGACAUAUACGAGGGUGCGUGGUUCAAAGGGAAACGCCACGGGCUCGGCACCUACUUGUUCAAUGAAUACCAAGUCAAAUUCAUGGGCACUUGGGUUGAGGGUCGAAUGGAGGGACCUGGGCAGAUCUUGUACCCUCGUGUACGCUUCCACGGUUCCUGGUACAAGGGCGUACCCAGGGGCCCGGGCUGCUUCGUUUUCGACACUAACUGUAUGCAGCACGGGUUCUAUUUGCUGAUCAAGGAUCCGGCGCUGGAAGAGUUAGGUGAAGGCGAGGAGGAAAAGGAGGAGAAAGUGGAUAAAGAAGAACCGAUGGGGGAAGAGGAAGAGAUGGAAUUUGACGAAACCAAAGGCAAAAUAGCAGUGUGGCGGGCUCGCAACGUGACGGCCUACAUGUCCGAAUUCCUGCCGCCGGAGCCGGUGCCUCUGCCCGUGCACGACUCCAUCCCUUCGCUGACGGACGAGAGCGUGGAGACCGACGUGCUGCGCUUCGAGCCGCCGCCGGUGCACGCGGAGCACGAGGGCGACGACGGCGACUCCUGGCUGCUGCACCGCAAGCAAUUCCUCGAGGAGGCGCAGCCCAAGGAAUAGAUGCUUUGACAAUAAAUCUUAUAAUAAUGUUCUUGAA